AUGUCGCAUCAGGGGAAACCUAUGUCGGAACUAGGGUUACAAACGCUGUCGGAUCGGUUAAGGAAUACGCUAAGUUACGGCGAAGAAGGUAACGGUGUCAACGUUAAUAAGCCGGACUUUCGGGAACUCGAUCUGGGAUCGCCAGUUUCGCCGCUGCGGACUCGGGCUGGUGGACUCACUACCACCACCGCCACUACAGCAACCAGCAGUAGUUCCAGUUCCUCCGGAUCGGUGUCGGGCCGCAGCACUGCGGGGGUCCACUUGAAUCCUCCGAGAAAAUCCGAUUCCAACAAUACCAGUCAUUCCGGCGAGCUUUCGAGCUGUUCCGUGGAGAGUUCCCCAUCAGCGACACGUAACUUCAAAGCGGGCCAUAACCGCACCGAUUCGGGCGGUAGUCACCAGCUAAUUUACGCCGGCAGUGGCUCUGUAAACUCUCCGGGGGCCAAUGUGCUUCCCACAGGGAACAUUUGCCCUUCCGGCAGGAUCUUGAAAACCGGCAUGUCCAGUCGGUCAACUAAGACCGACGUUUUGGGGUCCGGGACGGGUAAUUACGGCCAUGGCAGCAUAAUGCGGGGUGGUCCUACGUCAAAGCCCUGUGUGAUGACGGAUAACGGACCCAUAAAUUACUCAAGAGGACUAAUGGUUGGUGGAGAGUCAGUGAAGAGAACAGGAACGUGCAGUAAUAAUGAUCCAGAGGAGUUGAAGAGAAUGGGGAAUGAGAAUUACAGGAGGGGCAAUUUUGCAGAGGCUUUAAGCUUUUACAGUAAGGCAAUUGCGAUAUCCCCAGGCAAUGCCCCGUACCAUUUUAAUCGAGCAUCUGCUUUGAUGGGGCUGAGGCAAUUGGCCGAGGCUGUUCGGGAAUGCGAAGAGGCCAUUAGGUUGGAUCCAGGGUACAUUAGGGCGCAUCAUCGGCUAGGAUCUUUUCUACUUAGUUUAGGACAGGUUGAGAAUGCCAGGAAGCACCUCUGUUACCCAGGAUAUCAGCCUGAUGCAGUCGAGUUGCAGAAGUUGCAAACAGUGGAGAAGCAUCUAAACAAGUGCACCGAUGCCCGGAGAGUUGGUGAUUGGAUAAAUACAUUGAGGGAAGUUGAUGCUGCCAUUGCUUCUGGUGCCGAUGCCUCGCCACAGCUUUGUGCAUGUAGAGCAGAAGCUCUCUUGAAGCUCCAGCGACUAGAUGAUGCUUUUUUAGCAAUGUCUAACAUUCCUAAAUUUGAACCGUCUACCGGGAAGAUUUUCGGGAUGCAUUUUGAAGCAUAUAUAUUCUCUGUCAGUGCCCAAAUUGAGUUGGCAAGAGGAAGGUUUGAAAAUGCACUUACAGCUAUCGAGAAAGCGGGAAAGCUUGACCCACGUAAUGUUGAAAUCUUGGUUAUGCUCAAUAAUGUGAGGUUGGUGGGCCGAGCACGUGCUCGUGGGAAUGAUCUCUUCAAGUCAGAAAGGUUUACUGAAGCCUGUUCGGCUUAUGGGGAAGGGCUUAGGCUUGAUCCUUUUAAUUCCAUUCUUUACUGCAAUAGAGCGGCUUGUUGGUUCAAGCUUGGACAGUGGCAACUGUCAGUGGAUGACUGCAACCAAGCUCUCUGUAUUCAGCCUAAUUACAUUAAAGCUCUUCUUCGAAGGGCUGCCUCAAACUUCAAGCUUGAACGGUGGGAUGAAGCUGUAAGAGAUUAUGAGCGUUUGAGAAAGGAACUCCCCAGUGACAACGAGGUUGCCGAAUCUUUAUUUCAUGCGCAAGUUGCACUGAAGAAAUCACGUGGAGAAGAGGUUUAUAAUUUGAAAUUUGGUGGUGAAGUGGAGUCAGUUUCAGGGCUUGAGCAGUUUCAAGCUGCAAUCGCUUCUCCUAGUGCAUCUGUCGUCCAUUUUAAAGCGGCAUCCAACUUACAAUGCAAGCAGAUCUCUCCAUUCUUGGACACAUUAUGCACCCGAUAUCCAUCCAUAAAUUUUCUUAAGGUGGAUGUAGAAGAGAGUCCUGGCAUUGCACGUGUCGAGCAUGUUAACAUUGUGCCAACGUUCAAGAUAUACAGAAAGGGCAGCCGAGUGAAGGAAAUGGUCUGUCCAAGUCCAGAGGUAUUGGAGUCUUCGGUACGACAUUAUAGUAUUUAG
Fraxinus pennsylvanica is the source of this 2097-nucleotide messenger RNA. The record is from the annotation of a GenBank genome assembly. Lineage: Eukaryota; Viridiplantae; Streptophyta; Magnoliopsida; Lamiales; Oleaceae.